CAAGGACGGCACGCUCAAGAGUUUUUUAUUUACCCAGGCCAAAACCUGAAUGGCAGUUACUGGUGCCAGUGUCCUGCUGGAUUUACUAACUUUAGCAAAAACCAAACUAAGUGUGUAGGUGAGAGUCAAGCACCAUUCCACCUGUCGUCCAUGAUGUACUCCUUUAUCAUGCACAGGUCUGUACAUAGUGUACUGUAGAAGGGUAUUGAGAUAAUGUCUCCAUGUUUUUACUUUAGAGCUUAAUUGUGACCAGUAUGAAACACAGCCUGGACAGGUAAAGCUUUACUUUAGAAAUAUUACAUGUAAAAUGGGGUUUUUGGAUAUAAAUAUGAACUUGAUCGAACAAAAAAAUGCAUGUAUUGUCUAACAUGAUGUCCUAGGAGUGUCAUCUGAUGAAGAUUGUCAAAGGUUAGUGCUUAAUUUUAGCUGUAUAUCUGGUUUUGUGACGGCUAUCAGUGCAUGGAAAAUGGCUGUGUUUAGCAACAACAACAAAAAAGUGCUGUCCUAAAAUAAUCUACUAUUUUGGUUUCACCGUAAAGCCUUUUUGAAAUCGGACAAUGUGGUAGGAUUAACAAGAGGAUUAUCUUUAAAAUGCCGUAUAAUACUUUAAUUUCUAUUUUGAGAUUUGUUUGUUUUUGAAUUUCGCGCCGUUGUAUUUCACUGGUGGUUGUCCAACUAAUCCCGUUACCGGCAUUUUAUGACGAAGGGAUCCUCAAGAAGUUAAUUGAGAAAAGGGUAUUUUUCCUUGAUCUUGAAAUGUUUUUAUGCAUUUUCCUCCCAGACUCUACCAGGCUUUGACAGUUUAUUGUCUCUGUUGAAAAACAACUGUUUGGUGUUGAACAACUCUACGUUGUCUGGACCUACAAGACCGCUGUCAACUGGAGAUGUGCUUUUGACAGUAAGUCACCACACAGAAACACACAUGCAAAUGCACACACACACGUACAAAACCCUUAUGUCUCUCUUCUCUGGUUAAUACCACUGAUGUUCUUCAACUGGGCCUCCAGUCCAAUGGUCACCGUAGUAGCAGUGAAGUGACUAAGUUACUGAGAACGAUUGAAAUCUCGAUCAGACUGAUCGUUCCACUGCUGACAGAGAACAUGACCAGGAUAGAGACCAACCACACAGGUAACACACACACACUGAGCACAUAUUUACAAUGGGGCGGCAGGUAGCCUAGUGGUGAGAACGUUGAACCGGAAGUUUGCUUGAUCGAAUCCCCGAGCUGACAAGGUAAAAAUCUGUCAUUCUGCCCCUGAGCAAGGCAGUUAACCCAUUGUUCCAUGGGCGCCGAAGAUGUGGAUGUCGAUUUAAGGCAGCCGCCCGCACCUCUCUGUUCAGAGGGGUUGGGUUAAAUGCGGAAGACACAUUUGAAUACAUUCAGUUGGACAACUGACUAGGUAUCCCCAUUUACUGACUGAUUUCUGGUCUGUGUUGAUUUUGUCAUUAUGUUGAAAAACAGAGGCUGAGAUUAUGGUGAGGAGAGAUCUGACUCCAUCUGAAGGACCAGUCAGCCUGACCAAUGAGAACACUCAAUUUGACACCACCUGGGAGAUGGUGGUUGGAGAUGACCUGAAUUACCCAGGGUUUGCGUUUGUUGUUCUGUUCAUCUAUAAGAAUCUGGAUAGUCUGAAGGACAACACUUCUCAUCAGAGCCAGCAGCUCAUGUCCAGUGCUGCGACAGUGUCCGUUAGCAACUCCAACACAACAAACCUGCCCCAACUGAUUAAUCUCACCUUCAAUCACCUGCAGUCCAGUGAUGUUGACCCCACCUGUGUUUAUUGGUCGAGUGAGAAUGGACCGGGGGUGUGGUCUGGGCGGGGUUGCACCUCAGUGAUGUCAAACUCCACCCACACUGUGUGCUCCUGCAGCCAUCUCAGCACAUUCGCUCUGCUGAAGGGAAUCCAUCAGAAAAAGGGAAGCGGGCAGCUGUCGUUGGUGAUGUGGGGGGGGGUUUUGUGGCACUGACCUGUGUGGUCCUGUCCCUGAUCACAACCCUGUGGUGUCGCUUUGCCAGCCGCAAACGCCAUAGAAAAUAAGACAUGGAUUUGAACUAUUUCUGUUAUAAGAAAAGCUUUACUUGGAAUCCAUUUGUAACAGUGUCUCUUGGCUUGCAAGGACAUCCAAUUGCCAGAAUUUGUAUUUAUUUAAGUAGUAUAAAAAUGUACCAAACAAAAACAUAAGUACACAACUUUAUAUUAAUAGAUAUACAAUAUUCCAUGUAUAGAAGUCUUAUCAGUUCUGGACUGUAAUAGAUGAGCUCUCAUCUCUAUGGCAACAUACAUAAGUCAUUUCAGUCUCAUAAACAUGGUUUGUAAUUUGUAGAGAUGCGAAUAGUGGUAUAUCCACUCCAUGCUGCAUUUGACCAGUAUUAUGCCACUUGGUGGUUGUUGUAACUGAGUUAUUUUAAGUGAAAGUAAUAUUUUUCCUGUUUAUUAUACAGUGCUUGAAAAGGUAUUUUAUAUUAUUUCCUUCAUUCUGAUUUAAAUGUCUAAAUAUGAGCUGUUUGUUUUGUAAAAAAAUAAAGCA
This is a messenger RNA of Salmo salar (Atlantic salmon), 2529 nucleotides long. The record is from RefSeq and is a predicted model, not a curated record. NCBI's taxonomy places the organism in Eukaryota, Metazoa, Chordata, Actinopteri, Salmoniformes, Salmonidae.